Aspergillus heteromorphus CBS 117.55 is the source of this 966-nucleotide messenger RNA. Its product is annotated as arabinan endo-1,5-alpha-L-arabinosidase. Lineage: Eukaryota; Fungi; Ascomycota; Eurotiomycetes; Eurotiales; Aspergillaceae. The transcript has 2 exons. Gene Ontology annotation, biological process: carbohydrate metabolic process. The record is from RefSeq and is a predicted model, not a curated record. Gene Ontology annotation, molecular function: arabinan endo-1,5-alpha-L-arabinosidase activity. Bases 1 to 966 code for a protein of 321 amino acids.
AUGCUUCAAGCACUCCACGCUCUUUUAGCCCUCCCGGCGCUGGCCUACGCCUACGCCAGCCCCGAGUCUUGCUCGGGCGAAUGUGUCGUCAGUGACCCUGGCCUCAUUCGCAGAGAAUCGGACGGCAAGUACUUCCGUUUCUCCACCGGCAAUGAGAUCUCGUAUGCCAGCUCCGACUCCCUGUCCGGACCCUGGGAUGUGAUCGGAUCCGUCCUGCCCGAUGGCUCCAGCAUCGAUCUCGACGGCAACACCGAUCUGUGGGCCCCCGAUGUCCACUACAUCGACGACACCUACUACGUGUUCUACGCCGUGUCCACCUUCGGCUCCCAGGACUCUGCCAUCGGCCUGGCCACCUCGACCACCAUGGAGCUGGACAGCUGGACUGACCACGGCUCCAUCGGCGUCGAGUCCGAGAGCGGCAAGCUCUACAACUCGAUCGACCCCAACCUGAUCAAGGUCGGCUCCGACUACUACAUGAACUUCGGGUCCUUCUACGACGACAUCUACCAGGUGCCGAUGAACUCGGCCGCCACCAAGAAGUCCUCCGGCGACUCCGCCUACAACAUCGCCUACAACGCCACCACCGACCACUCCGAGGAGGGCUCCUACAUGUACGAGUACGACGACUACUACUACCUGUUCUUCUCGUCCGGCGCCUGCUGCGACUACAACGUCGACCUGCCUUCCCCCGGCGAGGAGUACAAGAUCAUGGUCUGCCGCAGCAAGUCCGCUACCGGUGACUUCGUCGACAAGGACGGCACAGCCUGCGCGGAGAGCGGAGGUACCCCCGUCCUCGAGAGCCAUGGCACCACCUACGGUCCCGGUGGUCAGGGUAUCUUCGAUGAUCCCACCGAGGGCGUCAUCAUCUACUACCACUACAUCAACACCGACAUCGGCUACGCUGAUGACGACAAGCAGUUCGGCUGGAACAAGCUUACCUGGACCGAUGGCUGGCCUUCCGUUUAA